AUGAAGGCCACGAAACAGGCUCUGGAUCGUGGCUUGAAGUACAAGGAAGCAUUGCGGGAUCACAAAACAGCUGCACCUUCCAGUUCCUCCAAAUGGAGGCCCCCCAGCAUCCCACUUACAACGCCAGUGGGAGUGGCGGAUAUGACAUUGGGUGACAUGAUGAAGAAAGAGAAGCUCAGCUACCCUGAUGCCGUUACUGUUUUCCUUGCUUUCAAUGAGUCCCUGGCGAAGAAGCCUUCCAAGAAGCCCAAGAAAGCCGAGAAAGCCAACACGAACUCCUCAGCAGGUGAGUCAGCAGCCCCGGCCGAAGCCGAUGAACCCCAGCCGAAGCGCAAGAAGACCAAAGCCGAGGAAGCCGAUAAGAAAUCCGGAAAGCAGCCCCCAGCCAAGGAAGCCGGUAAGAAAUCCAGAAAGCAGCCCCCGUCUGAAGCUCCAGUCGAUUCUGUGGACACUGGCAAGAGAAGCUCUGUGGCUCCGAAAGCCAAAGCUUCUAAAGCCAAGGCUCCUCCACCAUUGAAGCGCAAAGGAGCUUUUGUGCAUGAACCUGAGGCUGAGGUGCUCGAGGCGCCGUCCAAGCGACUGAGAGGUAAGACUGGUGCAGCAAACCAGAUCCCCGAAGACACACAAGCAGACCAGAUCCCCGAAGACGCAGAAGCAGACCAGAUCCCCGAAGACGCAGAAGCAGACCAGAUCCCCGAGAACCCCAACCCGGAGGAAGACGACGAGGACAGUGCCCUUUUCAAGGAUUGGGAUGAGCUCUGCUAUGAGUACGACCUAUGGAGACAAGGACUUCCUCAACAGAGUGAGCUGGACGCUGCUUUGAAGGCUCACAGAAAUUCUGCUCCCGUGACUCCUGUGCCAGCAGUUAAGUCGGGGCCGGAUGCACAGUGCCUGCUGGCACUGCCUGGGCCGGAGCCGCCCCGUGGUGAUGCGAAUGAUAGCCAAGACUCCCAGACGAAUCUCAGCGAUCUCGGGCCCUCGGCAAGCCAAGUUGCAAGUGCACUUGACAUGAGCGUGCUGUUGCAGCGUGUGCAGCAGUUGGAACUGGAAAAGGCCGAACUUCAGUCGCAGCUCAGCAGCGACUCGAAAAGUACCACUUCGGAAACAAAGGACCCCGUGCCCGAAGACGCUUCGAAAGAACCCGCUGCAUCAAAGCCUGUGGCUACGCCUGUCAGGGCCAAGGUGCAUGUGUUCCACGAUUCGCCGUCGCCUGCCCCAGCGAACCAUGCUCUUCCCGCCUGUCUGAACGACUUAAAGAUCAAGACUCAAGCCCAGCCGGUUCCAAGACCAACGGAGAUGCCAACGGAUGGGUCAGAUGUCAAGCUGGAGGAGCCGUCUGAGAGGAUUUCAUCUGCUACGCACCGAAAAGAAUAUGCCAAACUCAACCGAUUGCACGAUGCUGGAGCACUGGCCAACUACCCGAGCAUGCUGGCGUUGCAGGAGGGCACCCUGGAUGAGAAGCGCAAGCUGUUGCGCAACUGGGUGCUUUCGGGCCAGAACUUGCAGGCUUGCGAGAGCGCCAUCGAGGUUUCGCAGGAGUCCGGUGUGCGUGGCGAGAAAGUCUGGCUGAAGCAGAACUUCAAAGCGAACUGUCGUCCGGGAUCACAAUUCUUUGAUGCUCCUAUUCCUGGUGCCGAUCCGGGCCUCCUCAAUAAGAAGGCUGCCACGACCCAGCAAGCGCCGCUGAAGGCCGAUGUCCUGAGGGCUUUCGACAAGCGCAAGGACGAGUUGAGUCAGCUCGCACUGCAGGAGGCAAGUGGAGCAGGCAAGGAGCUCAAGAAGAGUGUGAAUGGCAUCACGGACCUGAUCUUUGAUAUGGGGGAUGUUCAAAAGCUUUCUUUGUGCAAAGGGCAAAUCAAAGGCCUGCUGAAGGAGCUCCAGAAGAGGGCUGCUGCCGAGCCGCCGAAGGUGGCUGAUGUCCUCGAUGAGAAGCGCCUUGAGAUGCCUACGGGUCUCGGCUAUUGGAUGGAUACAGCAGCAGGCCUCUACGAGAGGACACCUGACCUCUCCGAAUGCCGCACGGACUCCAAAGCCUCCCGCUACAUCAUGUAUUCUUUGUUGGUGCAGAGCUACCUCAUUCAGAGCAAGACGAAUAUAACACUUCAGACCCUGAAUUCAGCUAUUGUGGCCGACUUCAACAAACUGAGCGCAGAAGGUCUGCUGGUGGGCAAGGAGGUAUACUACUUUAUUCCUGUGGGCUUCAGAGGCGACCUGAAACAAAUGGGCCAGGCCUUCAACCUCACCCGCAAGCCGGGGUCGGAGAAGGCCAGUAUGGGGCGGAAAGACUUCAGUACUGUGUAUACUGAUGUUUCAGAAGCAGCUGGGUGGCGGAGCACAAUGCAUCAUGAUGGCAACUGUGAGCUGCCCUGGACCGAUGAGCCUGCUUUCGCGAAACUGCACUAUUUCCAGCUCUCUAUGCUUCGCAUUGACUAUAUGCAUACAUGGCACUUGGGUGUGGCUCGUGACCUGGUGGGCUCGGCUCUGAAAAUCAUUGCCACCGGCAAACACUGGUUUUCCGCAAGAAAUAUCAAUGCAAGGCUGAAGCAGAUCCUUGCAGCUGCCAAGGCUUUUGGGAAACAAAAGAAGCACUACAUUUCGAUCAAGAAGCUCACGAAGAAUGGCCUUGGAUGGGAUGAAUGUCCUGAAUUUAAGGGCUCUGCAGCCGACACGGCUGUUUUUCUUGGUUGGUUGGCGACGACACUUGUGGAAAGGCCGCCGCCGCCACCGUACGACGGCUUGCCGGGCGUUGUAUGGGUUGCCAAUCAUACCUGCGAGUUCCUCUUUGCUUCAGGCUGCUUCUUGUCUGAUGAGGCAUGGGAUCAAGUUCGAGUGCUGGCUCGGCUUUUUUUCCAUGGAUAUCUGCAGCUAGCAGUGAAUGCGCACGAGGCGGGAAAGCUGCUGUUCAAGACGAGGCCGAAAUUUCACAUUUUACAGCAUCUCUUGGAAGGCCACGGUGGCAAAAGAAAUCCGGCGUACGAUGCCACUUUUAUGGAUGAGGACCAUGUUCGCUGGUGCUUGAAGAUGUUCAGGAAGUGCUCGCAUAAAACUGCGAGCAUGAAUGUCCUGAAGAGACAUCUGGUGACUUUGAAGACCAACCUUCGCAAAUAUGUGUGA
Molecule: messenger RNA, 3114 nt
Organism: Symbiodinium sp. CCMP2592
Lineage: Eukaryota; Dinophyceae; Suessiales; Symbiodiniaceae
Source: the annotation of a GenBank genome assembly